Mercurialis annua (annual mercury) is the source of this 1680-nucleotide messenger RNA. RefSeq lists its product as uncharacterized. The transcript is spliced from 4 exons. Lineage: Eukaryota; Viridiplantae; Streptophyta; Magnoliopsida; Malpighiales; Euphorbiaceae. Bases 116 to 613 code for a protein of 165 amino acids. The record is from RefSeq and is a predicted model, not a curated record.
AGUUAGGACAUAACAGUAUGAAGAGCCCAACCACAAUCAGCAGAAACCUGGGCGGAACAAAGACCCUUUAGAAACAAACCAUUCAGCUUCAAGUGUCGAAGUUAAACAAAAUUCCAUGGUGUUGUCUUCAUGGUUUCGACGGCGGAACAAAGACCCCACUGCUCACACAAAACAACAACAGCAGGACCAAUUGUACGGAAUUACCCACCAAUUAAUCGACCAUGUUAGGUCUUUUACCAUGGAUACUUUCAAGAAUUUUCCAGUUCAAGAUGAAGAAGCUGCAAUUUCUGGAGAUAGUUCAGUGUUGGGUAAUGUUCAACAUGAUCUCUCUGAUUGGCAGGAGCAGCAUGCUCUUCUUGUUCUUUCCCAAAUCAAGGAACUUGCACAACUUAGAUUUAAGUUAUGCCCUGGCUACUUGAAGGAACGAGAAUUUUGGAGGAUAUAUUUCAUACUGGUCUGGAAUGAUGUGGCUGAAUAUGAGCUGCAGGCCAUACGACUGGCAAAAAUUAAAAAAAUGGCGAUGGGGAAUGAAGAAUCGUCAAAUAGUAGCGGAUAUGAAGUUGAAAUGUCAGAGACAAAGCAAGCUGCAAGUCCAGAGCCUCCAACUUCGUGAGAUUGUUUGUUGCCUAGUCUAAAGAAGAUGCAUAGGUGUGAAUAGGUGCUGCUCCAAUUUUAACUGAAAAGGGAAUUUUUGUCAUUUUCGUAUGUUUGUGUUCCGUCGAACAAAGUAUUCAAAUCAGUUGCUUCAACUUCUUGGGUAAGGGGUUUGAUCUUCCUCUGUUUUUUAGAUGGCUUUCGCUGUUUCUUGGAUGUCUCUCGGUUUCUUUUACCACUCUUCUUCUUUUCCUCAACACCUUUACAUUCUUUCGCAGCAGACAGAGUACCCAAUUUGUACUUUCAUCGGGAAGACUGUACUCAUGCAUGAUCCAGCGCCCAUCCUCUUCAGCCACUUCCGGGUUCUCGUAAUGAAGCCGUUUCUUCAGCCCUUUUACGUUGUCAAACUCAAAUAACCCCUUACCUUCUCCGCUCCAAGUUCCAUUGUCACCCACGGUUCGACCAAAUUGUUUGGCAGCAUCAUCACGGCUUUUUUUCUUUAGUUGUGUAAAUAUCAUCCAUAACUGAAGAAAAAAAGCGGUGAUGAUGCUGCUAAACGAUUUGGUCGAACCGUGGGUGAUAAUGGAAUAUGGAGUGGAGAAGGUAAAGGACCAUUUGAAUUUGACAAACAUGAAAGGGCUAAAGAAGCGGUUUUACUACGAGAACCCGACAGUGGCUGAAGAGGAUAGGCGUUGGAUUAUGCAUGAGUACAGUGUUUCUGAUGAAAGUGCCAACAGAGUUCUCUGUUUGCUGCGAAAGAAAGUAAAAAGUGUUGAGAAGAAGAGUGGUAAAAGAGACACCCAAGGAACAAAGAAAGCCAUCCAAUAAUAGUGGAAGAUCAAACCCCUUUCUCAAGAAGUUGAAACUGUUUUGAUACUUUAUUCGACGGGGCCGAGAAGUGGUAAUCCUUCAAAUACUUGUACCUUACAGCUUUGCUCCUAUAGCUCAUGUUAUUUUCAAAUUUACCCUUAAAUCUAGUAAUGCAAGUAUCUAUCACAUUCACAACUAGGGAGGAAGAAGCCAAACUUCAAAUUGAUUUUGUCUUUGACAAAGAUAUAUGGUAGAAUCUGUCAAAACAUUCUGCAA